Messenger RNA from Penicillium canescens, 195 nucleotides. RefSeq lists its product as uncharacterized. Lineage: Eukaryota; Fungi; Ascomycota; Eurotiomycetes; Eurotiales; Aspergillaceae. The record is from RefSeq and is a predicted model, not a curated record. The transcript has 2 exons. The coding region runs from base 1 to 195 and encodes 64 amino acids.
AUGGAGAUUUUAGUUGGAAGUCUGCGUAGUCGCAGCACAUUAAACAACCCAAAGAGGUUUAGUGAACCCGAGGAAAUAUGGAGAGCAAACCGACGACAAGAGGGCCUCGAGCCCCUCUUAUCUCGUAAGCAGGCGAAAAAAGCAAAGACAAUAUGGAUACUAGCAGGGAAAGAAAGGCCUCCUUUUGCCGUUUAA